Molecule: messenger RNA, 1500 nt
Organism: Podospora anserina S mat+
Lineage: Eukaryota; Fungi; Ascomycota; Sordariomycetes; Sordariales; Podosporaceae
Exons: 3
Coding region: 1-1500 (499 amino acids)
Biological process (GO): intracellular calcium ion homeostasis; calcium ion transmembrane transport
Cellular component (GO): fungal-type vacuole membrane
Molecular function (GO): calcium:proton antiporter activity
Source: RefSeq, a predicted model, not a curated record
AUGGAAGCUCCCCGAACAAACGGCAUCAACCCAGCCGAAGCCACCAACAAUGAAACCGCCCCCCUCAUCCCCCACCACAGCCACGAUCACAACCACCAACACAGCACCCCAACUCUCUUCCCCAUCCCUCAUGAAGGUGAAUCCGGCCGCACAGGCUUCCACCCUUCCCACUUCUUCCUCGUCCUCUGGCGCAGCUCGUCCCCCAUCUCCAGCUUCGUCAACCUCCUCUUCCCCUUCGUCAUCGCCGCCUUCAUCUCCCGCAUCUUCUUCUCCCACUCCCACCCACUAUGGACCUUCGCCCUAAGCUACAUAGGCAUGAUCCCCUCUGCCAAUCUCCUCGGUUUUGCCGGACAAGAGCUCGCGAGAAAGAUGCCCAAGGUUGCCGGGAUUCUAAUCGAGACAACAUUCGGCUCGAUCGUGGAGAUUAUCCUGUUUGUGGUCUUGAUCAUCAACCAUGACGAGAAAGAGGAAGGGGGGAACAUGGUACCUAUCAUCCAGGCGGCGAUCUUGGGGAGUAUCCUCACCAACCUGCUCUUGUGCUUGGGAGUCUGCUUUUUCGUCGGCGGGAUAAGGCAUGUCAGCCAGAGGUUCCACGCGAUUGUGUCAGAGGUUGGAAGCGGGUUGUUGCUUGUGGCCGCGUUUGGGCUUUUGAUCCCCAGCGCGUUUUACUCUGCGCUCAAGUCGGAGGCGAAGACGGUGGAGGUGGUAAUUGGGGAGGGGGUGAAAGUUGUUGUGCCUUUGGAGCAUAGUGAUGAUUUCACAUUGGGGAAGUUGGAAGAUGAUGUCCUUCAAAUCAGCAGGGCGACGUCUGUUGCGUUGAUUCUGAGCUUUUUCAUGUACAUCUGGUACUGCGCAAGCAGUCAGCACAGCAUCUUUGACGAGGUGAUCGAGGCGGAUGAGCACAGGGAUGCCGAUCGGGAGGCAGAUAUGGAGAAGCCAAAGUUUACUGCUACCGAGGCGGUGAUAGCGUUGCUUCUGUCGUUGGCGUGUGUCACGGCUUUGCUGAUAUUCCUGGUCGAUGAGAUUGAACAUGUGGUGCAUAGCGGAGUGCCGGAUCAGUUCUUGGGUUUGAUCUUGUUGCCGUUGGUUGAAAAAGCAGCGGAGCAUUUGACUGCAAUCGACGAGGCUUGGGAUGGUGUGAUCAAUGUUGCGCUGUAUCACUGCCUGGGACCCUCCAUCCAGACAGCGCUCUUCAAUGGCCCACUAGUGGUCAUCGUUGGCUGGACUUUGGGCAAGCCCAUGGAUCUCAACUUUGAGAUAUUCAUGAUCGGGUUGCUUGUCUUGUCGAUCCUAGUAAUAAGCAACUUCCUGCGAGAUGGGGAGUCCAACUGGCUCGAGGGUGCUCUUCUUGUGAUCGUCUAUGCCAUCACAGCAAUUGCCUGCUGGUACUAUCCCAAUCCCGACGUAGCAUCAUCCAACAGUCUACAACAACUAAAACUAACCAACGGAACUGUCGCAAAUGCGAUCGGGGGGUUGAGGCAAGCAUUUACCGGAGUGUAA